AUGGGGACGCCCUGGGGGAGCGGUAAUGGCGACGACGGGAACUUGAUCUGGUGGAUCGGGACUCCCGCCGGCGCGGUUGAUGCGGGGCCGGAGUUGACCGGUGGUGGCGGCUGCAGCGGAGCGCCAAGCGCGGCGGAGGCUGCCCGGGGCGGCGGCUGCCACUGUAGCCAGGGCGGGGCGGUGGAUGGCAGCUGCAGCGGCCCGGCGGGGACGCCCUGGGGCAGUGGCAGCUGCGGCGGAGCGCCGGGCGUAGCGGAGGCCGCCGGGAGCGGUGGCUGCCACUGCAGCCAGGGCGGGGCAGUGGAUGGCAGCUACAGCGGCCCGUCGAGCACGGCGGAGGCCUCUUGGUGCAGCGGCUGCCACGGCAGCCACGGCGGCGCGGUGGCGGCGAUGGGCCGCGCAGCUGGGUGCGGCCCGUAG
Aegilops tauschii subsp. strangulata is the source of this 420-nucleotide messenger RNA. The record is from RefSeq and is a predicted model, not a curated record. NCBI's taxonomy places the organism in Eukaryota, Viridiplantae, Streptophyta, Magnoliopsida, Poales, Poaceae.